GUUAGCGGUAUGAUAACCGGUAUGUGUCUUUAUAAUAUAUUGGCUUAUAGUACUCCGAAUUUCCGGUAUACGUGGGCUGUCUUCUUUGUGCGGCACAACUUACUCAGAAAACUGACGCGUCUCUCUGGCAUCAUACAGUGAUCACACGAUGGUGCUGACGAGGUGCCAAGCUGGAAAACAUGUAUAAAAUGUUGCCAGCCUUCCGAUAAAUUGCAGUUUAACAACACCAGCCUCACUCAACUUUACAAUCAUGUCUACUGCGCUCUGGGUGCCCAUUCCAAAGCCAUCAUCUAGGCUAGCGCGAUAUCGCGCAUUAUCCCCUCAUGCCGGCGUCCAUGUCUCGCCCUUGCAGCUCGGUGCCAUGAGCAUCGGUGACAAAUGGGAGAAGUUUGGGAUGGGGAGUAUGGACAAGACAUCCUCAUUCAAGCUCCUCGACGCCUUUUACGAUGCUGGGGGUAAUUUCAUCGACACUGCUAAUAACUACCAAGACCAAAGCUCUGAAGAGAUCAUCGGAGAGUGGGCAGAGAAACGGGGGAUCCGUGACCAGCUCGUGAUCGCUACAAAGUACACAACCAAUUACCAGCGCGGCAACGACGCCAUUCGCCAGAAGGUAUCAUAUACCGGUAACAACAUCAAGUCAAUGCACCUCAGCGUUGAAGCCAGCUUGAAAAAGCUGAGGACUUCAUACAUCGACAUUUUGUACGUGCACUGGUGGGAUUGGGACACCUCCGUCGAGGAGGUCAUGAACGGUCUGCAUGUGCUGGUGCAACAAGGGAAAGUGUUGUAUCUCCGAACCAGUAUGCUCGGGAUCAUGGAAAAAACGCCGUUUGUGGUCUACCAAGGUGCUUGGAACGUCAUGUCUCGGGACUUUGAACGAGAUAUCAUACCAAUGGCGCGUUCCGAAGGUCUUGCGCUUUCCCCUUUCAACGUCCUUGCCGGUGGAAAACUUCGAACCGACGAGGAAGAGGAGCGCCGCCGGCAGACGGGAGAGAAAGGCCGCACAAUCACAGACCCCAGCUGGGAACGCAACGAGACGGAAAAGGCGGUGAGCGCAGCGCUCGAGAAGGUCGCCAAAGAAGUCGGUGCGAAGCACAUCACAGCCGUGGCCAUCGCAUAUCUUAUGCAGAAGACGCCCUACGUAUUCCCGAUUAUUGGUGGGCGAAAGGUGGAGCAAUUGGAGGCCAACUUGGAGUCUCUGGCAAUUUCGCUAACACCCGAGCAUAUGAAGUAUUUGGAGAGCAUCGUUCCCUUCGAUCCUGGUUUCCCCUCCACAUUCAUCCAAUAUAAUUUUCUAAUGGGCAGUACUGCAUAUUUGGAAAAGCAGCCACAGGGGCGGCCCAUAGUUCCAGACAUUGAUUAG
Messenger RNA from Suillus subaureus, 1360 nucleotides. RefSeq names its product NADP-dependent oxidoreductase domain-containing protein. The record is from RefSeq and is a predicted model, not a curated record. The coding region runs from base 251 to 1360 and encodes 369 amino acids. Lineage: Eukaryota; Fungi; Basidiomycota; Agaricomycetes; Boletales; Suillaceae. The transcript has 6 exons.